Molecule: messenger RNA, 2281 nt
Organism: Tupaia belangeri chinensis (Chinese tree shrew)
Lineage: Eukaryota; Metazoa; Chordata; Mammalia; Scandentia; Tupaiidae
Gene: SERPINF2
Product: serpin family F member 2
Biological process (GO): negative regulation of endopeptidase activity; negative regulation of fibrinolysis
Molecular function (GO): serine-type endopeptidase inhibitor activity
Source: RefSeq, a predicted model, not a curated record
UGUGGGGAGCACCCAAGUGGGGCCAGAGGAACAUCGCGUGCGGCAGCAAGGAGCCUGCAGAGGUACGAGGAACAUGACGCUGCUCUGGGGGCUGCUGGUGCUCUGCUUGUCCUGCCUGCAAGGCCCCUACUUCGCGCUCUCUCCAGUGAGCGCCCUUGAGCCCUUGGACCCGCAGCCGGUUAGCGGGCUGACGCAGGAGAAGGUGCCCCCGCUUGCCCUCCUCAAGUUGGGCAACCAGGAACCUGAUGGCCAGGAUGCCCUGAAGAGGUCCCCAGGAGACUGCAAAGGAGCUCCAACCCCAGAGCAGACACGCAGGCUGGCCCAGGCCAUGAUGGCCUUCUCCGCUGACCUAUUCUCCCUCGUGUCUGAAAAGUCCACCAGCCCCAACCUCAUCCUGUCACCCCUGAGUGUGGCCCUGGCAUUGUCUCACCUGGCACUAGGUGCUCAGAACCAAACGCUGCGGAGGCUACACCAGGUCCUGCACGUGGACUCAGGGCCCUGCCUCCCCCACCUGCUGAGCCACCUUUGCCAGAACCUGGGCCCUGGGGCAUUCCGACUGGCUGCUAGAAUGUACCUGCAGAAAGGAUUUCCCAUCAAAAAGGAUUUCCUGGAGCAAUCAGAACAGCUCUUCGGUGCAAAGCCUGUGAGCCUGACAGGAAGGGCUGAGGAAGACCGGGCAAACAUCAACCAAUGGGUGAAGGAGGCCACGGAAGGCAAGAUUGAGGAUUUCCUCUCGGAGCUGCCAGAUGACACCGUACUGCUUCUCCUCAAUGCCAUCCACUUUCAGGGUUUCUGGAGGAACAAGUUUGACCCAAGUCUCACCAAGAAAGGCUCCUUCCACCUGGACGAGCAGUUCACGGUGCCGGUGGACAUGAUGCACUCCUACACGUACCCUCUGCGCUUUUUUUUGCUGGAACAGCCUGAGAUACAGGUGGCCCAUUUCCCCUUUAAGAACAACAUGAGCUUUGUGGUCCUGGUGCCCACCUCCUUUGAGUGGAACGUGUCCCAGUUACUGGCUAACCUUAGCUGGGACACCCUGAACCAGCAAUUCCUGUGGGAGACACCCACCAAGGUCCAGCUGCCCAAGCUGAAUCUGAAAUACCAACUGGACCUGGUGACCACCCUCAGUGAGCUGGGCCUGCAGGAACUGUUCCAGGCCCCAGACCUGCGCGGGAUCUCCGAGGAGAGCCUGGUGGUGUCCAGCGUGCAGCACCAGUCCACUCUGGAGCUCAGUGAGGCCGGUGUGGAGGCCCCAGCCAUGGGCAUGACCCGCUCGUCCCUCUCCAUCUUCAGCUUGAACCGCCCCUUCCUUUUCUUCCUUUUCGAUGACGCCACGGGCCUGCCCCUUUUCUUGGGCAGCGUGAAGAACCCCAACCCUAGUGCGCAGCGGGAGCUCAAGGAGCAGCAGGACUCCCCUGACAACAGGGACUUCCUCCAUAAUUGGAGGGCCUUCCGCCGUGGUGACAAGCUCUGGGAUCUUGACUUGAAACUCGAACCCCCCCCCGAGGAGGACUACCGGCUGGAUAGCACCCCCAAGUGAAGGGCCAUGGCUGCCAGCUUCCCCAGUCCCUGCCUGGAACACCAUUUCAACUCAUGUGAUUCUUUCUGAACAGCUUUGUGGGGUUGGGGCGGGGGCCUGGGCGGGCAGUCUGGGAGGAGAGGAGCCAUUGCUUCCAUCUACUCUCGGGGAGCCUGGGGUGGGCUGGGGCCUGGAGGAGGGCAGGGAGCAGGUCAUUGUGGGCCUGAUCCUGCAUUGUUUCUCCAAAGGGCUCAGGGGAUGUCCUUUCCUUUGGCAAGGGUGGUGGUCAGGAGAUGGGGCAGGUCACUCCCUAAGUCAGUGGGGACACCUCCACUUUUGUUUACCAGAGCGGGAGGGGCUGGGGGCGGCUGCCUUUGAGUACCUCCCAGAAAGCCCUGGUGGGAGCUCAAGAGGCAGAGAGUUGUCCUGGACCAGAGGCUGGGGAUCAGCCCCAGCCCUUCAGGGGACCACGUCCUGCUCUGUAGGUGGAGGCUGGAUGUCCAACACUGCCUGACUCUUGGUAACUGCAGAAGGCCAACCAGCCUCCAAUCCACCCCUGAUGCCCUGUCACCUCCCCCCCGCCCCCCCGUGGGCCUUGGAGAUGCCAACACUGCCAGGAUCCCCUUUCUUCCUCUCUGCUUCCCCUUCUGCCCAGUAGCUCAGGGGCCAAGGCAGGGAAGGGCCCCCGUAGUUCCCCAAAGCUCUUUUGUAAAGUUUUUGUAGUGAUUUUUAUGCCACCUGAAUAAAGAAUGAAUGGGCCCA